AUGAUCUUAUCGAGUCCCGCUGCUCUUGCGACCCCCGUCAACCAUGCGAUGACAAUGGGCAACUCUACCAGCUCCCAGAAAAUCUCGGCUCAGGAUAGAGCAAUCCUCGACUUGAAGAACCAGAGGGAUAAACUCCAUCAAUACCAACGGCGGAUCACUGUCCUCACCGAUCGGGAAACCGCAAUCGCAAAGGAAUGCCUGGCCCGGGAUGAUCGCAAACGUGCGCUCCUGGCUCUGCGCCGCAAGAAAUACCAAGAAUCGCUUCUCGCCAAGACGGACGGGCAACUCGAACAACUUGAACAACUGACCAGUCAGGUGGAGUUUUCCCUCGUCCAGAAGGAUGUCCUGUUUGGCCUGCGGCAAGGUACGCAAGUGCUACAAACCAUCAACAAGGAGAUGGGUGGCAUUGAAGGGGUGGAGAAACUGAUGGGCGAGACGGAGGACGCCAGGGCGUACCAGGAGGAAAUUAGCCAAAUGCUGGCUGGUCAUUUGUCACAUCAGGAUGAAGAUGAGGUCGAGGAUGAAUUGGCGGCAUUGCAGCGCGAAACACAGAAGCCCAUCGAUCUUCCCACUCCUCCCAUAGCGGCUCCUGCCCCAAUCCGACACGAAGAAGGAAACCAACAGACAGAGGCAAAGACACCGGCCAGAAGUGAAGAACGGACCGCAGUUCCAGCUUAA
Aspergillus melleus is the source of this 678-nucleotide messenger RNA. RefSeq names its product ESCRT-III subunit protein VPS20 (gene VPS20). The transcript is spliced from 3 exons. Gene Ontology annotation, biological process: late endosome to vacuole transport via multivesicular body sorting pathway; vesicle budding from membrane. Bases 1 to 678 code for a protein of 225 amino acids. Gene Ontology annotation, cellular component: ESCRT III complex; multivesicular body. The record is from RefSeq and is a predicted model, not a curated record. Lineage: Eukaryota; Fungi; Ascomycota; Eurotiomycetes; Eurotiales; Aspergillaceae.